Messenger RNA from Melospiza georgiana, 510 nucleotides. It is a transcript of the gene LSMEM2, whose product is annotated as leucine rich single-pass membrane protein 2. The transcript is spliced from 4 exons. The coding region runs from base 1 to 510 and encodes 169 amino acids. Lineage: Eukaryota; Metazoa; Chordata; Aves; Passeriformes; Passerellidae. The record is from RefSeq and is a predicted model, not a curated record.
AUGCCCAGGGAGGCUGCAGAAGACACCAUGGGAAGGGCUGAGGGUGCUGCACCAGCAGAGCCUGGGGACCCCGAGAGCAGCGAGUCUGGAGCCAUCAGCCUGCGCCCCGUGGAGUCCAUCAGCGAUCUGUACUGGGCCUCGGGCGGGCACAAGGGCACAGAGGGCAAUGGGCCGGCUCCCUCCAGCAGCCUGCAGUGGCCCCCAGCUCGGCCCGUGUCCCCCGUGCCCCCGCCGCUCCUGCCCACCCUGCGCCCCGUGCCCCCCGCCAGCCCCUGCCCCUGCCUCGGCCCCGGCCACCCCCUGCUGCUGGCCCUGCUGGCGCUCCUGGCACUGUCCAGCCUGGUCCUGGCCACGCUGGCCAUCUACCUGAGUGUCCUGCAGAGCCAGUCGGUGAGGGCGCUGGCCCAGUGGCUGCAGAGCCAGGAGGACGCCGUGCACCAGCUGCGGGCAGCCAGCAGGCAGCUCUGGGCUCGCCUCAACGCCAGUGCCCAGCCGGGCGGGCACCGCUGA